Messenger RNA from Annulohypoxylon truncatum, 1586 nucleotides. RefSeq names its product mitochondrial ribosomal protein. Lineage: Eukaryota; Fungi; Ascomycota; Sordariomycetes; Xylariales; Hypoxylaceae. Gene Ontology annotation, molecular function: structural constituent of ribosome. Gene Ontology annotation, cellular component: mitochondrial small ribosomal subunit. The transcript has 3 exons. Bases 170 to 931 code for a protein of 253 amino acids. The record is from RefSeq and is a predicted model, not a curated record.
UUUGGGUCCCACCUAAGCGCUCAACUGCGCAGCUUUCACUUUGAUUUUCUCAAGACAAAAUCGCAGAAUAUCGAACCUAGCCCCACGCGAAUUCACAGCACAGCGCCAAUUGCCCAAGCAUCGCCAUAUUCCGUACAGACCAAGGGUACAUAGCCCCCGGAAAUGCGCCAUGGGUGGUCAGAGGCAGAUUAGGCCCGGAAAGGUCUACCAGACCAUGACCACUCUGUUAAACCACCGAGUCUUCCCCACGGUCAAAGUCCAACAACCAGUAUGGUACAAGGUCGUCGAGUCGAUACCCCCUUCCGAAAUCCUUGUAAGACCACUCCCGCCUCAGCAUCAGAACCCAAAUCCGAGAGCGCGAAAACCGAGCAGAAUGUUCCAACCGCAGCAAAUAACAUAUGAGGAAGACGAACUACGGAAGACAUUUUAUCGAGACCACCCUUGGGAGCUAGCAAGGCCAAGGAUGAUCAUUGAAAUGGACGGGAAAGAUUCGCGGAGAUAUGACUGGUCUAAGGGUUUAAUACAACCUGGCAUGCCGUUAUGCGGAGAAUGUGUCGUUCAACGCCAAAUGUGGAUGAUGCAUACUAUCCCAGGCAUAACAAAAGAGCAAGCAUACGACAAAGCAAGACAUGAAUUUUAUGCGCUACGGCAGGAAGAGGAUGUCGAGCGAAGGAUAGCUAAAGAAGAGGCCCAAAUGGUAGGCGCAUAUUUCGGCAAGUCAUUCCUGAAAGUUGGCGUGGACCUCGAGGACGAGCAGUUCGAGAAAUGGAAGAAGUGGGCCACAAAGCAAAUCGAAUCGGUGCAAGCAGAGCGAGACGCAGCAUACACUUCAUUUGGCGUCGAGGAAGAAGCCGACAAUGUCGACUUAGACGAAGAAUUGGCCGUGGAAGACACUGCGGACAAACCUCCAGCAGCGCCAGCAGCGCGGUAGGGUCGGUAGCAUCGAUGGAUAUCGCAUCUAUUCAAUGUAGCACCAACUGUAUAAAUUUCCCACACGUACCACCAAGCCCAAUCCGGUCGACUUCGUGACUCUCGUAGAGUCGGGAUAUAAGAUAAAAACACAAUGCGCGCUUGUUCCUCGAUGAACGAUGCUCCUUAAAUUCACAAUGGGUAUCUUCUCGAACUACGACCCUUCCAAUGCGGAUCCUCCUCCCAACUGUUCUAUUCGUUGUAGAUAUGUUUGUCGUAUGGCUCUUAGUUUCUCUCUAUCCUUCUCUUUCGACGCUCUGUCGACGAGCGCCGAUAGGAGGACGCAUGAUUCUUGGUAGUAUUUUCGGGCGAAGGUAUAAGAAUGAGUAUUAUCAAGUUGAACUGCGGUAUUCGCCUUUGCCAGCGCCGUGGCUAGCAUUGCCUUCGAUGAAGGCAUCUUGGGUAGCUCUGAUCUGAGUCAAAAGAAUGUUGUUGAUGUUUAAAAACGAAACUGAAACUCGUCCGGUGUCACUGAUAUAUGAGGAGGAGAUGCGAUGAUCUGAUGCGAUCUGAUACAAGGGGGUGCGGGUACCCGCAUAUUCGCUUAAGCAGCUGCCAAAUGCGUUUAUGCGGCCCGCCAUUCGUCCAAGUCAGACGGUUGCUAUAACUUCAUACCA